AUGUCCGCGCUGACAGACUCCUCAAUGCUACAUCAUUCUGACGUAACCAUCGCUAAUUACAGCCAAUAUCACUUCUCCCCUACAACUGAGGGGGCAGCUACAUCUGAAUUGGAUAUUCAGUGUGAAAUAACCAUUGUCAAUGAACGCCGCAAGUCCUCAGCUCUGCCUUUUACUCUCAGCGAGACCAAGAAUAAAGACUGCAAGAUUAUAGUGUCAGUUACCAUAUAUCACUUGCAGAGCAGCAGUUCCUGUGUUUCCUUAGAUCAAAUGAAUAAGUCACAGGCUAUAGAAUUGCUGGGUUCAUUUCAGCAUUUUUGUUACCGCAAGAACAAAAUAGACGACUUCAGAAGAGCAGCAAAGACGAUAUAUGGCCAGGAAUGGGAUGUAGAGCUUGACUCUGGGCAAAGGAUGCAAUUUUUCUGUACAAUUUGUAACAAGAUUAUGAACCAUGUAAAGUCCAUGUGUGAUCACAAUCGAUCUGGAAGUCACUUGAAGAACAUAUGUACCUAUAAGCCACGUGGAGUGGCUCGGAAGUACUUAAACUUACGUGACAUGCUGGAGAGCACAAACGCCAAAGCCAUCGGUCUCCAAAUGGUUGAGGAGUUUUAUGUACCAGGGAAGCUCUAUUACAAGUGCAUUUUGUGUGGAUAUCAUGAAAAGAUGGAAGCCAUGUACAAUCACGUGGUUGGUACAGAACACACUGAUAAAUAUAUUAAAAUGAGAGUGGACUGUGGUACCCAUAUUAUGUCAUUAAAACAGCGAGAGGAUCUUCGUACUUUUAUAGUUAAUGAAGAAGGAAUUCGCAUUACUGACAUAAGGCAGAUAUUAGGUGAGAAGUAUUUCCCUUAUCGAUGGAUGCUGGAUUCAUCAGAUUAAUGGUACGAGAAAGUAAUUGUCUCUGUGUAGUUGUAAAAGAAAUCAAUUGUAAUGUGAGUGAUUAAAUAUUGCCUCUUUAUGUAUUUCUUUGUUACUUUUGGAACAUGGAUGUUGCAUUUUAGUUUUAUGUUUUUGUUAAUUUUUAUGAUAUGCUGGUAUUAGAUAGAACUGAGAUGAAACAAAACUAGUGUGAAUUUGAACAUGUUAAAGGUAUUGCAAAUUUAGUUGUGUUGUAUGGUAAGAGUGUCUGAGGAUGUCUUUUUCUGCUUAUGUUGAGGAAAAAAUAAGGUAUUUGGUUUGCAUAUUCUCAUAUCUACUUAAAAAGAAGGACAAAUAAAUAAGAUAGAAUAAACAAAAAAAUAAAUAAAAAUUUUUGACUUCUAAGGUCAGGGAUUGUCCAUGAAUGUACAGAUUUUAAUUUUUUAGAUGACUUUUGAA
Penaeus vannamei (Pacific white shrimp) is the source of this 1314-nucleotide messenger RNA. NCBI's taxonomy places the organism in Eukaryota, Metazoa, Arthropoda, Malacostraca, Decapoda, Penaeidae. The record is from RefSeq and is a predicted model, not a curated record.